Messenger RNA from Dalotia coriaria, 1978 nucleotides. It is a transcript of the gene beta4GalNAcTA, whose product is annotated as beta1,4-N-acetylgalactosaminyltransferase A. Lineage: Eukaryota; Metazoa; Arthropoda; Insecta; Coleoptera; Staphylinidae. Gene Ontology annotation, biological process: carbohydrate metabolic process; glycosphingolipid biosynthetic process. The transcript is spliced from 6 exons. The record is from RefSeq and is a predicted model, not a curated record. Gene Ontology annotation, molecular function: N-acetyl-beta-glucosaminyl-derivative 4-beta-N-acetylgalactosaminyltransferase activity; galactosyltransferase activity. Bases 482 to 1699 code for a protein of 405 amino acids. Gene Ontology annotation, cellular component: Golgi apparatus.
GCGACCACGCGUUUACACCUUUGCAAGCCCAGAUACCGACCACCGAACGCUUCAUCGCAUCCUAAAAUGACAAACAAAUUAGUGAUACAUCUAUCUACUAUGAUAAAUUAGGCGAGAGUUUGAUAUGAAAGUAAUCUUGCGAAGGCCACACCUCCUUGUAACACUGGGCGCACUUGCACGUGCGAAUCUGUGUAAACGACACACGAACGACUCUCACCCACUCACACACGCAUAGCCGCCAGCCUCAUCGCAAUCAAUUCCAAACAGCAAACAUAUUGACUGAUACUCGCACGAUUUACACCACUUGUCGGCGACAGUGGCACAACAUCGCCGCUGGGGCGGUCAGCGGUGCUCGCAAUAACAACCUGCGAACAUAUUGCAGCGAGAAUAAUCGUCCAGGAGGAGGUCUCCGGAGUUAGCUGGGAACAUGACAGGCUGCAGCUGGUUUUAAGUCGCACAGCACGCAGGCAGAGCGUCGGUGAUGCGCGGUGCGAGCUGGUGCAGCGUAUACAAGGCGCUCUUCCUUCUUAUUGUGGGCCUGAUUGUAAUGGAGUACCUGUUUGGCACCACCAUGGAGUACAAGAAGUGGGAGAGGUGGGGUGAAUCUGUUUUCACCACCAACAACACUAGAACAAUUGAUACUUUUCAUAGUCCACUACUUUUAAAAAGCUUGCUUCGCAAACGCAACGACACGGCAGCGGUUUUGCCAGUGCCGCCUAUCUCAGCUUCCCUCGUCAGUCCGAAUCAGUCGGAACCGAAUGCAACGAACGUAUCGCAGCCGUCGCACAACGCAAUCAACGACGAAAUGUCCAGUCCGUCGUUUAAUUUAACUUCCAGCACAUCGGCAAGUCCGACCAACAUUUCCAGCCUGGGGAAUGUUACCAACGAGCAGCCGCUAUGCGCCGACAACCCGCCAGACUUGGGCAAUGCCGUCAAAGUAUUAAAAACCGACGCGCCGUCGGUGCUCGAAUUAGAAGCCCGAUUUUCGUGGCUGGAGCCUGGGGGGCACGGUCAUCCGGUGACGUGCCGCGCGUUGAAAAAAGUCGCCAUUGUAGUGCCGUUUCGCUGUCGCGCCGAACACUUGCUGCUCUUCCUGCAGCACAUGCAUCCGUUUCUGCGCCGACAGCAGAUUGACUACGCCAUCUUCGUGGUUGAACAGGAUGGACGUGGACCGUUCAAUCGAGCUGCGCUCAUGAACGUUGGUUUCGUCGAGGCGAGCAAGACCGACAAUUUUGACUGCUUUAUCUUUCACGAUGUCGAUUUGCUGCCGGAGGACGAACGGAAUUUGUACACAUGUCCCGAAAUGCCGAGGCACAUGAGCGUCGCCGUCGACGUAUUCGAAUAUGCUUUGCCGUAUAGGGAAAUUUUCGGUGGUGUAAGUGCGAUUACCACGAAGCAUUUUCGACUGCUCAACGGCUUCUCGAAUUCGUUCUGGGGCUGGGGCGGCGAGGACGAUGACAUGUCAAAUCGUAUUCGUUACCAUAAUCUGUACAUUUCACGCUAUCCGAAGACAAUCGCGAAGUACACAAUGCUUGCGCACAAGAAAGAAAAAGCAAAUCCUGACCGAUAUGAGGCACUGAAGUCCGGCAAGCUCAAAUACGACACAGACGGCCUCUCCAACCUACAGUAUACGCUCAUGCAGCGAAAGGACAACAAGCUGUACACAUGGUUGCUGGUGCACGUAGGCCCGCCGAGAUGAUGGUACGAGAAGGUGCGAAACUGGCUAGGCGCCUGAAAGUCCGCCAGAUAUAUGAAUCAUUCCGAAUGUUUGAACUCGUUGAGUACGUUGGCCAAAUUUUCUAGUCUUACCAAUCGCUUACUAUUAAGUAAAUCUGUGAUAUCAUUAUGUUACUUAGUCUUAACACCUGAUGAGAUUAUGUGAGAAUGUGCGAUAUUAAUAGAUUUAAUUCGACCGAAUAUUGAUUUGGAAAACACCGCACAAUGCAAUUUAUAAUAUAGCGAUUCCUCGUCAAUCAAA